AUGGCGGCGACGCGCAUAGCGUGCAGGUCGAGCCUAGCGUUGUAUGUCCAUGCAUGGCCGUGCAUAACAACAGGCUGUCGCACAUACAGUACCGCACUGGCACAGAAACCCAACCACAAGCCCUCCGCUCAUUCCGUGUCCUCUCAAAGCAAGGUAGCACCGGUGAAGCCUAAGUCCAAGGAAAGUGCUCCGAAGAAGAGUAAAUCCGACGCGGACGAUCUUGAGAACGAGCUGAUAGCCUUGGACCGAAUGCGGCGUAUGCCCUCCGUUUACCCUUCCACGGACCUAUGGGGUUCACCCAUGGCAAGCUUCGAUGUCCAGGUACCGUACGAUUUACGGUUGAUGUGCGCGCAACGACCCUUCAAAGCUAAGGAUUUGAUGUUUGCUUUCAAACACAAUGUCAAUAAUUGGCUCAAAAAUACAUUUAGCAUGUUCACCAUCGCAAGGGCCAGUGCGUUUCCCGGACUUAAAAACGUUCAGCUGAGAUUUCGCCCUGUCGUAUGGCGCAAGUUGAGGAGCGUACAGUCGUGCGAUCCUAGUUCAUGGCUUGGCCCGUUAAGAAAGAUAGCGUUAGAGACGUACCGCCAAACGAAUGUAGCGAUCGCACGUCAGAACGAUGAGGUCGUGAAGUCGCUUACGGUUGGAGAAUUUCAGUCCAAAGCACUCCAGCUCAUGCGUCGACGCGAAAAGGGUCACAAGUGGUUCUGGGACAUUACCAGUGACACAUCUGACGCAACUCUCUACGUCCCUGACUCCAGCUUUAUGACGCGUUUUCGCUCCUUCGUAACGCAUCUUCUACGACGCAAUUCCCAGGAACCGACACGUACCCCUCCUCCUGUAACUAUCGUGUCGAUCCGGGCUGCUGAAAUAUACCUCGCGGAGCACGAUCCGAAAGUGGGACACCGCUUGGUUAUUCAGGCGCUGGCCAAGUUUGAUACUACUCAAGUCCUUAAAAUCACUGACCGCCAUGGAAAGCCGGUUGAAUCCGAGCUUUCGAAGCCACAUCGCGUAGUUCAAUAUGUGGUGUUGGAAAAGAUCGGAUGGUAUGAUUCUCCUUGGAAAUUGAGAGAGCAGAUAUACAGGACAUAGCUGGGUCGCGAUAACUUCUAUUAUUGCUGCGGUGUCGUCUCGA
This is a messenger RNA of Pisolithus orientalis, 1132 nucleotides long. RefSeq lists its product as uncharacterized. NCBI's taxonomy places the organism in Eukaryota, Fungi, Basidiomycota, Agaricomycetes, Boletales, Pisolithaceae. The record is from RefSeq and is a predicted model, not a curated record. The transcript is spliced from 6 exons. Bases 1 to 1089 code for a protein of 362 amino acids.